Molecule: messenger RNA, 1740 nt
Organism: Trichoplax adhaerens
Lineage: Eukaryota; Metazoa; Placozoa; Uniplacotomia; Trichoplacea; Trichoplacidae
Exons: 5
Coding region: 1-1740 (579 amino acids)
Source: RefSeq, a predicted model, not a curated record
AUGAAAAGGGAAUCUUCAAGUAGGAAGCCUCAACCCCGGAAUGGCAAUACUAGGCAUCGUAAUAGUUACGACGAGAGCAGAGAAGUUAUAAAGAAUAAAUCUCAACUCGAUAUUUCCUAUUCUGGUUCUAAAUACAAAAGAAGACAAGUACCAGAAUCGUUACCAACCAAACAUCACUUAGAUAUAAAUUCUGAACCCCUUCAGGAAGGUUAUCAUAAAUCUCAAGUUGCUCUACAAAAUGACCCUGAUUUAGUCCCUACAAUUGCUCCAAUGACAUCAGUUAAAGACGGACACGAAGUUGAUCAAAGGCAAUAUUGGCAAAAUAGAAACUUAGGUAACAGCCAUAAAAGCGACCAUCAUAGUGGUAGGCCGUGUGAACAACGUUUGAAAAGACAUAUGGAUUCGCAUACUGAUGGCCAUGAUACCUAUACGUACGAUAAUAAAGAGAAGAUAGAACCAACCCCUAAGCAUUACAAAGUUAAUGAUAACCCAGAAAAUAUAAACAUAGUUUCUACUAUACCCGAACCACGCGAACCUAAAGCUUCUAUUCCAGCUAAUAACGCAGUAAUUGACUGUGAAGUAUUAAUAUUUGAUGGGCAACAAAGGAAUUACGCUGAUGAAGUCGUAACAUCGCUAAUUCAGAAAGGCAUUAACUCGCAAUGGGUGCUUGUUCCUACUGGUAUUAAUGCUGCUCAGGCUGUAGAUAGCUCUUCUAGGAGGGGCCUACCAUUUGUGAUUACAAUAUUUGAUCAAAAUGAAGCUAGACGCUCUGUAACUCUUAAUAUUCUCUUCGGUACUCCCCAAGAGCAUCGAAACAUGCCCCUAGAAAAUGCUUUGGAGAUGGCAAAGAAAACGCAUUUGCAAUAUACUUCCUUCUUUCAAGAUUGUUUUACUCAGUCUUCUACUCCUACUAAUUUAAGAAGUUUACCCCCUACUCAAAACCCUGAUAGAGAUCUCAAACGACUUUUUAUGUCAGCUAUUGAGGGUGGGAAUAUAUCUUUAAACGAUAUAGAUAAUAUACGCAGGUAUUUGAAUAAGUUGGAAGAUAAACUAUUGACUAAACGGGCGUCUUCAAGAGGAUCCAUUGUAACUGCAACUUCUCCUUGUAAUGAACCUAUGAAGCAUCCACUCCAAGACUAUCAAAUUUAUGAAAACGUAAAUUCCAGUCGCGAUUGGUACACUAGCAGGAAAGGUUCAACAGUCCAGUGGGGACCGACCGGUGAUUGUACCCCUGAAAUAGAUAACUACCCAAACCGGGUCUACAAUGCUGAUAAUAUCCACAGAGACCCGAUUCAUAGCCAUUCAAAUAUUAACUACGGAAAAGAUUUUAAGAUCCCUUUACGAAACCUCGACUCUCCUGCUACCUCAAAUGUUGACCUUAUAAAUGCUGAAUGGAAUACUCAACGCAGCAAUGAACAUCCCGUUGACAAUCCUCCUUCUCCUUACCCAUAUGGCAGAAAUCGUAUUAUUUCACCUGAUAUUGCUAACAAUUAUCAUCUAAUGAGCACUAAUACUCCCCAAGAAAAUCCCCAGUCUUACGGUAUGGACAAUGGUUUGUCACACGGCAGAGUAAGCGCUGAUGAACACUAUACCAUUAAUGAUCGACUUAUUACCAGACCGAAUGCCACCCCUUCUGUUGUACGCAGCCAUGAUAAUCGAAGCGAUUUAAUGCAUAGCAGUGAUAGCACUAUUGACGGCAAUUAUGAUUCUCGGUCAUUUUCAUGGAUACCUCAGCCUUAG